Messenger RNA from Gavia stellata (red-throated loon), 1294 nucleotides. It is a transcript of the gene PEX11G, whose product is annotated as peroxisomal biogenesis factor 11 gamma. NCBI's taxonomy places the organism in Eukaryota, Metazoa, Chordata, Aves, Gaviiformes, Gaviidae. Gene Ontology annotation, cellular component: peroxisomal membrane. The transcript has 5 exons. The record is from RefSeq and is a predicted model, not a curated record. Gene Ontology annotation, biological process: peroxisome fission. The coding region runs from base 1 to 708 and encodes 235 amino acids.
AUGGCGGCGGGCGCGCUCAGCGGCCUGGUCGCGGUGCUGGAGACCUACCGCGGCCGCGACCGGGUGGUCCGCGCUCUCUGCUAUGGCUGUCAGCUGGCGGGCGGGGCGCUGGCCGGGCCGCAGGCCCCGCCAUCCGGGCUGCCCGGGAGCCUCCUGGCCGUGUCGGCCCAGCUGAGCGCCUGCCGCACGGCCCUGCGCCUCUUCGACGACUUCGCCAUGCUCAGCUACAGCUGCGGCUAUGGGCUGGGCCCCAAGGAUGAGGACGGCCUGGUGCGGGGGCUGUCGGUGCUCUGCAACCUGGCCAGCCAGCUCUACUACCCCUGCGAGCACGUCGCGUGGGCGGCUGACGCCGGCAUCAUCCGCGUCGGCUCUCAGAAGUGGUGGACUCUGAGCACAGCGCUCUGGGCCUUCUCCCUGCUCCUGGGCAUCCUGCGAUCCCUGAGAAUCUUGUUCCAGUUAAGAAGAAAGCUGAGGCAGCACAAUACGUCUUCGCCUCUGAGUCGAAAGGAAACAAAAGCCCAAGUGAAGGCUGAAGUUCUGAGCAUCCUCACAGACGUGGCAGAUCUCUCCAACGCAAUCCACUGGCUGCCUCCGGGAUUUCUUUGGGCUGGACGCUUUCCUCCAUGGUUAGUAGGUCUCCUGGGGACCAUAUCUUCCCUGAUUGGUAUCUACCAAGCAUCUAGAGGAGGACAUUCUGAAGCUGUAUAAUAAUUAAGCUUCAGGAGCCCAAUUUGUAUAUGGUAAAAAUGCCUUUAGUGAGGCAGGGUGUAUUUUAACUUUCCUGGGUGUUGAUGAUUGUAAUUCCACGCAUCCUGUAAUUGGGACUAGUCAAGAUGCCUGUUACGGGGAGGAUUGUUUGCGGUUAACAAUUUUUAUCGCUCUUCAUCAGAGAAAUCUUUCAGGCGAAUCCUCUGAAGAUCAAGAAAUCUCCUAGGAUUGGUAAAAUAGAGGGGAAAAAAGUCACUUCCAUCCUUCCUUCCUCUGUCCCAAAAGACAAACGCAACCCUCCAGUCUUCGCUGUCACUUAAAAGAGCACACAGUGGGCGUUAGGCGGAGAAACGGCCACGGUUCUGUCACACAGAACUUCUAAGGGACGGAUCCUGCGAGUGGUGCCUCGUCUGCACCAGGGAGGUGACCCGCAUCGUGAAAGUUUCUCCGUCAGAUGUUUUGCUGUUUGAGCCCAGAGUGGAUCCCCCAAACGCAAACAGGAGCAAAUGGCUGAGGGAGGUUGUUGGGUUAUUUUGUUUGCGACGGUUGUGUUUCUUUAGAAGAAAAUAGCAGCUGUAAGCAGUGC